Molecule: messenger RNA, 960 nt
Organism: Lachancea mirantina
Lineage: Eukaryota; Fungi; Ascomycota; Saccharomycetes; Saccharomycetales; Saccharomycetaceae
Source: the annotation of a GenBank genome assembly
AUGGCAGAUACCACAGUUUUAUUCAGGAAGAUAGUACAGGUUUUCGAAGAAACAAAUGGGCCGGCGCCUCGAAAACCGACAAAGUCUGAAAAUCAAUAUCGAAUUAAAGACACUUUCGUUAGCGAGAGUUACGAUCUGGUGAAACAUAUUUAUGAGUUUAGAAAAGUGAUGGGGUCCUUGAAAAAUGAGUAUCAAAGUGAAAAUGAGAUGAGCGAACAGGAAAAGGACGAUUUUGACACCGAAUGUCGGUUGUUGUUGCAACAGUACUUUGAGAAACUCAAGUUUUUGGAAAAAUACGAAACGAAAAGAAGCGCGACGGUAGCGACCGGACUACAAGGUGGACUGUUUGGUCCCUGGCGGACGGAAAGUGACCGGAAAGAUCUUUUUUUCGAUACCGCGAGUAAGCAUAGGGCCGGAAUUUUACGAUCACUAGGAUUGUUACUUUCCGGGGCAUCUACCGCGUUUUCCAAAUUACAGCAAGAAAGGCUUCUUCGGAAACGGGAACUGGAUUCCAUAGAUUUCAAUGCACAGUUAUAUUUACCAACAUCGGGUGUGAUUAGUAAAAUAGAAGUUCCUCCGGCUAUCGAAACGACCCAGGAAGAAGUUAAACAAUAUAACGACACUGUUCAAAUGCUAUCGACUCAGCAGAUUCAGAUUUUAGAAGAAGAUCACAGCGAAUUGCUUAGUCAUAAAAAGGCAGAAUUGAAUGAGGUCGAAAAGCUAAGCAAGACAAUAAUAGGCAUUUCGUCGUUACAAAAUGAAAUUUCAACGCAUCUGCAAAGCCAGACUCAAAACAUAUCAUCGCUGUUAGAUAACUAUGACGAUGUCGAGGUUGAUGUCUUAAAGGGAAAUAAACAGCUCGGAAAAGCCCAAAGACGAAGCGGGAAAUCGGCGGCUUUAAUUAUGUAUUUAUCGAUCGUCUUUGGAAUGCUCAUUCUGUUUCUAGACUAUAUAAAUUAA